Molecule: messenger RNA, 1047 nt
Organism: Ananas comosus (pineapple)
Lineage: Eukaryota; Viridiplantae; Streptophyta; Magnoliopsida; Poales; Bromeliaceae
Product: formin-like protein 5
Exons: 2
Coding region: 1-1047 (348 amino acids)
Source: RefSeq, a predicted model, not a curated record
AUGGAGAAACUGUUUGACGACCUGUUCAUUACUGAGCGGGAGCAGGUACAUCUGGGAGUUCAUUGUUUGUCUGGUGACGCCUAUGCUUGGUGGAGGAGGACGAGGAGAGACUACGGGUUGGUGGCUUCACAAAUGCGAUGGGAUGAGUUCUGUGGCAUGCUGUAUAGGAUGUAUUUUUUCAACAAUGUAAAGCAGAAGCUCGAGGAUGAUCUGAGAAGGCUCCAGCAGGGAGAGCGACUAGUUCAGGAGUAUAUCCGUGAGUUUACUCGGCUCCUGAACUGUAUCCCAUUUGUGGCCAGGGAUGAGGCUCUUACCCUGACCGUGCUCGCGCUCCGACCGCCGGCGUGCGACUCCGGCCGCCGGAAAAGCCGGGUUUGCUUUUCUCCAUCUUCCUCUCCACCGUGCCGUUUAUUUCCUGGCCAUGGAUCACCCAGAAGUCGUCCACUCGAGUCGUGCCCCCUCCCCUGGCCAGGGCCCAACCUCCGGCAGCUCCCCCGCCGGUCCGAGCCGCCGCCGCGCGCCGCCGUCGCAGCCUGGGCGACCCGCGGCCAGCAGGAGCCAGCUCUGGCCGAGGCAACCUUGCAUCUUCCUCCCCGCGCCGCCACCGCCCGGGACCACGUCGGGGACCUUCCUCGAGACCCUCCGGCACCUCCGCGUCCGGCCGGAGUGGUCGCCGCCGCCGCUGCGCGGCUAGGGCGUCGCCGCGGCUACCCUCUGGCAGAACUGAGUUCGGGCGGCCGAGCUUGGGUCGUGGGCUGUCACUGCCGUCGCUGCCGCAUCCCUUCUCCUCCACCGACCUCAGGUGACUUCUCGCCGCCGCACCGAGGUGCCCCGAUCGCCGCCGAGGCCGGCGCUGAAACCCGAGCCCGAGCGCGGCUCAUGCGGGCUUGUGUUGCACCGCCGCCGCCACCGCCGCCUCUCGCCGCCGGGCGGCGCGAGCACUGGCCCUCCCUGGCCUGCCGCACUCGCCCUCUGCCGGCGCGGUCGCUGCCGAAGCCUCCGCCGGCCGAGCUUAGGGCCGAGCUCCCCUUCACCUCGUACGGCUAG